AUGACCGGUAGUGUUGAACAGGCGGAAGUAGGUUCGAGCGGCGCCAACCGUGUCGAUGCAAAGGCAGCCACCCCCAUCAAGUUCAUGUCGCCGACCUCGGAGAGCAGCGGCGGCACUCUAAAUGAGGAUGGAAGCUCUGAGAUUCGCUCCGACGGAGAAGUCGCAAACUCUCUCAGCAGCCCUUUCAGCCCUGAGAGCCUUGACUUCGACAACUUGAGCAUCGGUGAUGCGAGUCAACCCAAGCCCACGGAGGUUGGACGCUACACUGCACCUUUUCAGCGAGGUUUCAAGAACUACAACGACUCCAGUCGCUUCAAUCACCCCACUCCUGACUUUGCCCGGAGAGACGGUGGCUUUCGCACUGGAAGUCCCUUCAGUGCUGGUCGUGGUGGAGGUGCCAAUUUCCGGAACUCUCGCACAUGGAUGUCAGCGGAUGCUCAAGCCAUGCAGGAGUUCAUGGUCAUUCGGAACGCGAUGCGUCGCCAAUUCAAAAACUCGGAGGUUUCGAAGUGGAAGUACAACGACUACAUUGCCCACCGCGAAGCUAUGCUUGCUUCUCAGGCCAACCUACUCGCAAACAAGGUCAAGGCGAAGGAGGACGCUCUGCGCAUACCCCCUAUCCCCUUCGACACUCAGCAGAACCUCAACAAAUGGGGGUUGUAUGGCAACUUCGACGAGGUUACCAACCUGAGUCGUGUCCUCGGAGAACACACGAUCUGGUGCCGUGACUGGAAGAAUGGCAAGGACGAUAUUGCACCCUGGCCUUCUAUUGCUGAGCUCAAGUGGGAGGGCGAUGAUCGAGCCAAGACCGGUGUUGGGCGCUACCCACCUCUUCCGCGCGAGCAAGGCCCCCCUGGUCUGCCAUGGAACCAGCUUCCUUGCGUCGAACAGUACCCCAUCGAUCAGGUUGCCCGCAUUCCGACCAUGGAAGAUGUCUACCUCCCUGUCGAUGACCAGAUCGAGGAGGAGAAGCUAUAUCUUUGGAGUCAAGAUCUUGAAGAGGCCAUGGACGCCUUCUUGGACUCAUAG
Messenger RNA from Parastagonospora nodorum SN15, 1029 nucleotides. RefSeq lists its product as hypothetical. The transcript has a single exon. NCBI's taxonomy places the organism in Eukaryota, Fungi, Ascomycota, Dothideomycetes, Pleosporales, Phaeosphaeriaceae. The coding region runs from base 1 to 1029 and encodes 342 amino acids. The record is from RefSeq and is a predicted model, not a curated record.